Molecule: messenger RNA, 677 nt
Organism: Solanum pennellii
Lineage: Eukaryota; Viridiplantae; Streptophyta; Magnoliopsida; Solanales; Solanaceae
Product: classical arabinogalactan protein 4-like
Exons: 1
Coding region: 55-450 (131 amino acids)
Source: RefSeq, a predicted model, not a curated record
CUCUUUUCUAUUCACUUUUCAGCCAAAAAAAAGAGAGAAAAACAGAGCAAAAAAAUGGCUUCUUAUUUUAGAGUUUUUCUUUUCUUAGCCUUUUUUGUUGCUUCUUCUAUAGCUCAAUCUCCGGCUCCGGCACCUAAAAUUUCUCCGGCAGCAACUCCAACUCCGGCGCCGGCACCAGUAUUAUCACCGCCGACUGCAACUCCAACUCCGGCACCUUCUACAGCUCCUACUACUUCACCGACUCCAUCUCCGGCAGCUUCCGCAACUUCUCCAUCGCCAGGGCCAUCCGGUGCCGGCUUCGUUUCACCACCGGCACCUACUCCUACAGGUAGUGCACCGGCGGAUCAGCCUUCCGCCGACAACACACCGUCGUCGCCUAACGCCGGUAACAGAGCCGUCAUUGGCGGUGCUGCGUUCGCUGGCGUGAUCAUCGCUGCUGCUUUGAUGUAGAGGUGACACGUGUACUAACACGUGUCUUGUUCUUUUGAUGGACGGACGAGAUUUGUUUUUUCUAAUACUUUAAAUUACUUUUUGUAAUUUUGUGAUUUAUUUGUUUGGUACAUUGUGGGUUUUUUAUUUUUAUUUUGUUAAUUAUAUUUUUCAUUUUAGAGUGAAUCAUUCAUCAUCCUUAUGUACAUUUUAAGUGAAAUAAAUUUGAGUUUUUAUUCUUUUUGUUA